GUAAAAACAAAAUGUUGGUUGAAAUUCGAAAUUCUUCAUCACCCUGUAGUUCAAACAAUGCACUCUGACAAUACAACUACUUUAAACGUAGAUAGCAUCUCUUCGAAAGUAGCAAUCCUUAGUGGAAAGACCACUCAUUGAGGGUGUCAAGCGAGGGUGUCCCAUUAACUUCAUGUAAAUGUGAAGGAGCCCGAUGAAUUGAUGUGUUUCUUCUUCUUUUCUUCGCCAAUGACUUCUGACUGCGAUGAAAAUGGUCAAACGUGAUCACCGUUGCUGCACUGCUCUAGUCAAAAGGCGCUAUCUCUAUAUUGAAAAACAUUUUUUAAGGCGUCAGGCUCAUUUUAUUGACUUAAAACUGUCACACGCUCGAGAGUCGAUUUAUUUGAAUAUUUCCCAGGCAUACUUCAAAAUAAAAUUUUGGCUCACUCGCAUAUUUAUCUACGCGAAAAACAUGUUAAUUAAAAGCCUUUAACUGCCUAUUCAGCUCUUCAAGCCUCAAGUGCUAACACUAGUUGGCAAAUAAUCUAUUUGAGUAUGGCGAGAAACGAUGCAAACAUGAAGAAUCAAUACCAUCUUAAAUGAAAUAAGUACGAGCUAAUUCAUCUCAUAUAUACAUACACAUAUAUAUGUGAGUAAGUAUUCUUGAAUCUGGCCAACAUUUGGUAAGCCAGCCAUUUAGCGCAUCGGUGAACAGGCGCAAAUGAAUGGUGCAAAUGUUUUCCAAACAGUAAAUACAUGAAAUGGUGCAAAUUAAACUACACACAGGAGUACAAAAGGAAUAAAACAUAGCAAAAACAAAACAAUGCAUCUUAAAAAAUAGUAAACACCGACGAGUUCUCUCAAUCAUAUAGUACUAUAUUACAUACAUACAUAUCUAUACAUGCAUGCUUGCGAGUUCGGUAGUAGAGGCAAACAAUCGUAAUUAUUUUUGUAGCUGUGAUUGCGAGCUUCUGUUGAGCUGAGUUUAGAUGCCGUUUAACGAGAUGCGAGUGUUAGUGAAGCGCGGAUGCGCGUUAAAACAACAAAAUUUUUCUUUCCCACAUUUGAUGGAUACAGAAUACAGCCAACAACCAGUGUAAUUGAAUGAAUUUUCCUGCAACAGUUGCUUAUGAAAUUACGGGCGACACCUCAAAAGCGGGGCUGGUUAAAUUCAAAUUAAAACAAAUGCUACGCAUAACGCGCCAACAGAAUAAAGUGAAAUUUUUUGCGGAAAUCAAAAUCCUAUUCGCGUAUGCAAUUUUUUACGAACGGGAGUGUGGAAUUUACGAGCCAUCAAAAAUUAAUGAUAAACACUUUGGCGCUAUUAAAGUUUGGUGAAAGUAAGGAGUAGUAAUAUGAGAUAAAGAAAAAUCAAAGGCAAUUUGUGGGCGCCAACAGUGAGCUCUAUUUUUUUAUGUGUGUGUGAGACUUGUGAUCCUUUUGGAUUUUGCGCUGUCUUCCUGCAAAAAAUGAAUUUUGUUAGUCGUCAUGAUCAUCUCGCUGGCGGAUAUCGACGCGUCAACACACCAACUUAUGGGUUUCCACUUUUUCAUAAUGCGGAAGAAUCGAAGGGUUUCGUUAAGGAAAGUCUCUCCUGGAAAUGGCACAAGGGUUCCCGUGUUAGUACAAUUAAUGAUUGGCUACAAAUCAAAAUUGGCGGCGAUGAAGAGGUGAAAAAGAAAAAGGGACGACAACAGUUGAAUCGAAUUAAAUCGACAAAAUACACAAUAAUAACAUUCCUGCCACAAAAUUUGCUUGAACAAUUUCGACGUAUAGCAAAUUUUUAUUUUCUAAUUAUGACUGUCAUAUCGCUGUUAAUUGACAGUCCGGUCUCACCGUUGACAUCAUUGCUGCCGCUGGUCUUUGUAAUCGCCGUGACAGCCGCUAAACAGGGCUAUGAAGACUUCUUACGCUACAGAACCGACAAUGUCGUCAAUCGUUCACCAGUAACAGUCAUACGCAAUGGUGUUGAGACAAAUAUACAAUCGCAGUACGUUUGUCCGGGCGAUUUAGUAGUGGUGGAACGCGAUUGUGAUGUGCCCUGUGAUUUGGUGUUAUUACGCAGUACCGAUCCACAUGGCAAAUGUUUCAUCACCACCGCCAAUUUGGAUGGAGAAUCCAAUUUGAAGACACUGAUGGUGCCGCGCGAUCUACCAUUAGUCGAGAUAAACCAGUUGCACAAGUUAGGCACCAUCGAGUGCGAGAGUCCGAAGACUGAUCUGUAUAGUUUCAAUGGUAAGCUGGAGUUGGCCGGUGGCGAGGGGCGUGUACUGCCACUCUCAGCUGAUAAUGUGUUGUUGCGCGGUUCGCGCGUCAAGAAUACCGAAUGUGUGAUUGGGUGUGCCGUUUACACCGGCAUGACUACCAAGCUUCAGCUGAACAGCCGGCUGACGCGUAAUAAAACUGCCUCUAGUGAGAUAUAUGUGAAUCGUUUUUUGAUUGUGGUGCUGGUCAUGAUGAUUUGCAUUGUGACAAUGAUGUACUUAUUCAAGCGUUAUGAGGAGAUUUUCAUUAUACCAACGUAUACAUAUUUGGGUGCAGCGGCCGAUGGUUAUAGUGUGAAACAGUUUCUGCAGGAUUACCUUUCUUUUUUGAUACUCUUUAAUUACCUAAUACCAAUAUCGUUAUAUGUGACUAUUGAGUUGCAGCGUGGUAUUGGCGGUUUCUUCAUGGAGUGGGAUUUACAGUUAUAUGAUGAAGCAACCGACGAAAAUUUCAUAGUAAACACAUCCAAUUUGAAUGAGGAACUGGGUCAGAUUAACAUUUUGUUUUCGGAUAAAACUGGCACACUAACGAAGAACGAAAUGAUUUUCCAACAGUGUUCAAUAAAUGGGCGAAAGUAUAUGUUUAAGAAGACGCGCUUACUGGAGGAAGGAACUGGUGCAUUGAUCGAUAUCAAUAAAUUCAAUAAAGAUCACAAGAACUUUUUCGAAGCACUGGCCAUAUGUCACACGGUUCAAGUAGCGGGCGAUGCAAGUGCCAAUAGUGCAAAAGAAGCUGAAACUCCUGAUAAAGAGACUGACGACAAGAGUGGGCUCGCGAAAAUGUAUUCCAUUUCCGACAUCACCGAAGAGAGUAGCAAUUCUAGUCAACAAAGUGGUGUAAAUUUCGAUAACACGCAAGUGCUGGAAACAUCUUUGUCCAAUAAUCCAAAUGGUCAAACUCAUAAUAGCAUCAAUUCCAACGGCAUUACCGGUCAUACAAAUUCUACCGGCACAAAUGGCUCGAUUGCUACAAAUAUGACAUCUGAUAUAAAUCCACUACUUGAUGAAACCGACAAAGUCGAGAAACGCAAACGUCCAUUAAUUGUUAAGCGCAGUCCAAAUUUUACGCGCGCUUCAUCGAGAAUACAGCCAGUCGUGUCGUUACCACCACAACUGUCAAAUGGCGCUGGGUGCACGAUAGAAAUGGUAAGUCGUGCCACAGACCCCAAUUUACUGAUGGUAACAGAUUCACGGCCCUCGUCAUUACCUUUUACGCGUUCUACAUCGGCAAUAGAUUUGCCAGAAGUAGAGGUUUUUUCGAAUGCGGGUGGCCACAAACGGUCACAGUCCUAUGGUGCACCAGGCGCUUAUUUAACGCAACCAGUGCAACAAGGCGGAGUUGUUUUACGCACAGCCAGCAACAUAUCGCGUGAAUCCUACGCAGCGCCUAACUUUCAACGGCAGCCUACGCUUUUGAUACGCGCUGAAUCGCAGCGUCGUAAGAACGAGAUUGAACAGGUUGUGCACAUGCUCGAAUACCAAGCAUCGAGCCCAGAUGAAAAGGCACUCGUCGAGGCUUGCGCCAACUUGGGUCUAGUUUAUAUGGGCGAUGAUGAUGAAGUCUUGCGAAUUCGCAUUGUACCGCCGCACAUGGACUAUUCACGUCCGUUUUCCGUUGGCAAAGUGAACGAAAUGCAUUUCAGUCGCUUACAUGUGUUGGAAUUCACUUCGGAUCGCAAGCGUAUGAGUGUGAUUGUUAAGGAUGAGAGUGGUACAAAAUGGAUUUACACGAAAGGUGCGGAGAGCUAUGUAUUUCCGUUAUGUGCCAAUAAUCAAUCGAACAUCGUGUCACGUACUGAUGCGCAUAUAAGCGAUUUCGCACGACAGGGUUUACGCACGUUGGCGGUAGCACGGCGUCGUGUUGGCGAUGAGGAGUACAAACAGUUCAUUGCUGGAGUGAAUGAGGCAAACAGUUCGCUGGAAAAUCGAAAAGAAUUGUUGGAGCAAACCUAUGCUAACAUCGAGCGCAAUCUCGAGCUACUUGGUUCCACCGCCGUCGAAGAUGCAUUGCAGGACGAUGUUGCCGAUACGCUGAUCUCUCUGCAAAAAGCAGACAUUAAAGUUUGGGUGCUGACUGGCGAUAAGGUUGAGACGGCACUCAACAUCGCGCUCUCUUGUGGACACAUACCAGCCGACGCCAUUAAGUACUUUAUCAUCGAUUGCCGUUCGAAAGAAGAUAUGCUGGUACAUUUAAAUGCCCUGGAUCGCGAGAUUAUCUUCGGCAUUGGUGCACCAUGUGCGCUACUAAUCGAUGGUACAAGUUUAAGCAUAGCGCUUAGUGAAACGUCAGAAGUAUUCCGCGAUGUAGCGAUUAAAUGUACGGCUGUGCUUUGUUGCCGAUUGAGUCCAUUGCAAAAAAGUGAAGUAGUCUCAUUAGUUAGGACCUCAAAGGCUGGCUAUACAACUGCUGCAGUUGGCGAUGGUGCAAACGAUGUGUCAAUGAUUCAAGAGGCACAUGUGGGCCUUGGUAUAAUGGGGAAAGAGGGACGUCAGGCAGCGCGUUGUGCAGAUUUUGCUUUCGCGAAAUUUUGUAUGCUGAAGCGUUUGAUAUUGGUGCAUGGACAUUACCAUACAACGCGUUUGUCCUUUUUGGUGCUCUACUUCUUCUAUAAGAAUAUCGUUUUUAUGGGUAUUAUGUUCCUCUUUCAAUUCUAUUCACUGUUCUCUUCGGGAUCGGUGUAUGACUCUCUGUUCCUGACGCUAUACAAUGUGAUCUAUACCUCGUUGCCGAUUUUAUUUAUAUCUCUUACUGAGAAGGAAUACAGCGAAGAAACACUGAUGCAGCAACCGGAGCUUUAUAAAAAGAAUACGAACAACAAAGGUCUACACUGGAAGUACUUCCUUGGUUGGACCUUUUUUGCCGUCUAUCACACGCUGAUCGCUUUCUUCUUCGCCGAAUAUGUGUUUGCCAGAAACAAUGUUCUUUUGAAUGUGGGUCAACCGGCGGAGUUCUCUUGCUUUGGUACGCUGCUUAUUGAGAUCGUUGUUAUUGUGGUCAACUUGAAAUUGCUGUUAGAGUCCAAGUACCUGAGCUAUUGGUAUAUAGCAACGAUUGUGGGUUCCAUACUAUCGUUUGUGAUAACUACUAUAAUCUAUAACGUAAUCAAUCUGGACUACGACACCGACAUCUAUUGGGCUUACAAUAAGAUACUAUGUUCUAUUCCAAUGUGGCUUUUCACUAUAGUCACAGUGAUUGCGUGUCUACUGCCUGAUUAUGUGAUAAGAGCUACACCGAAAGCUUUUAAUUUGCCGAAACGCAGUUUUUACCCAAAUAAGGGUCGUUUAAUGAUGAAACGACAAGCCCAGUCGACACAUUUAUGAGUUGGGAACUUAAUGCUAACCGUAGCUAAUAUCGCUAAAUUGUGGAUUUAUAGUAUCAGUAGUGUAAUGUGCGAUUUUAUAGAUACAUACGUGUAUAUGUACAUAUGUACAUACUUAGUAGUAUAAGUUUGAAAAUCAAGAGACUCCCUAGCGAGAGGAGAAAAUUUAAGCCAUACCGAGAACUAUAUUAGUAUAAAAGGUUUUCCAAUAACAGGUGUUAUUUUGAUUUGAUUAUUGAUGAUUAGCGAUUUUUUAUGGCCGGAAUUGGACGGUAUUGAUCUGGACAACGUUUAUUUUCAAUAAGACGGCGCAACGUGCCACGCAAGCAACGAAAAGUUUCCGGACCGUGUUAUCUCUCGAAGAGGUGAUCACAAUUGGCCACCGAGAUCUUGUGAUUUAACACCUUGUGACUUUUUUCUUUGGGGCCACGUGAAAGAGAAGGUCUACGCCAAUAGCCCAGGGUCGAUUCAAUACCUCAAAUAUGAGAUUCGUGAGGCUAUCGACAACAUAGGGCAGCCACUUUGUAAUUUGGUUAUGGAAAAUUUCAUGAAAAGUAUAUUGUCCUGUAAGCGUGGUCGUGGUGGUCAUUUGCCUGAUGUUAUUUUCCACUAUUAACGGCAUACCUCCCUCCGAUCAUUUAUAUUAAAAAAUACCAUUUUUCUUUGAAUAUCAAAAUAACACCUCUUAUUGGAAAACCCUUUAUAUACAUAGAUGAUGUUUGUAGAGUUUUAUUCAAGCCAUUUCUUAAUAUUUGUGUAUGUAUGUAUGUACACGAGUUGCUACCCUGCAAGGAAGUUCACUUGUACGAAGCUGGUGCUCUUCUAAUGGAUUUUGAAUUACGAUUGGUUCGCGUUCCUUCUCUUUGCCACUUAACCAGACAUUUUAUACGGUGAUGUUUAGAUUAUCAAUAGUACCGAAAGAGGUUUAAAAUUUAUAAAGUAAGUCUAUGAGAAGCAAAAUUAUAAUUUAUAAGCGCUUUUGCCGCUUUUGUAAUAGUUUGCACGAUAUGUAUAUCAUUUACAUACCAUUCAGGGGGCUUUGAGCUGGAUUCUGGGCAAUAUUAUUAUUACUCCGCCUGCAUCCUAAAUACAUCUUAUGUGUUGAUCCUUACGAAGACCACUCGCAACCUUGGGCUAACAGGUGAAAACUUUGGAAAAUGUCGUGUUCUAGAAAUGCUGAGGUAUCCCGCAAGCCUGAUGCGAUGACGUUGUGCUUCGUAUUUUAGAUGAAGAUGAUAGUGGCUCUUCAAGGUAUAUAAAUCCAUGAUUUAUGAUACGUGGAUAAUUACGUUAGAUAUGUAUGUUCUAGCAUUGGCUUAACCAACCUAAUCUGUUUCAGCAGAGAGUUAAAUGUUGCCUUAAGUGCACUGGACAAUAUUCUCUUAGUGCUUGGUAAAAAAAAAAUGUCCAGCCAUCCACAAUUCUAUUCCAAUUCCAUUCCAUUUUACCUGUAGGGUACGCCAGAUAAUCAAACAGAUUUCUUAGAUUUUCCCGGUUAAGUUAUAUUAGUCGUUCUGAUACUAUCUGAGAAGCAGUCAACCAGAGAAGUUGGUUGAGUAUUUCCCUAUUACUGAGACUUUGCACAUCUUCUUAAAAGUUCUGCAAUAGAUAUGCCGCAAACGGACUUUGGGCCUUGUAGAUUUAUGACGUUGGGCUCCAAAUUUAACAAAGACGUCAGCAUUUCUGUAAGCUUCAAACCUUUCAUACUCUGCAACCCACCACUAUUUUACCUUGUAAUGAUUACCGAUACUUUCAUACGAAUUUUCUAAUCGUAUACAAACCUCUUUGUCAUUUUAUUUGAGUUUAAUGUUUUCAGAGCAGUCUGACCUUCUGACAUGAAAUGUACUCCCAGCUUAUUAUUUUUUUUCGCAGGUAUUUGCCGGCGCUACUUCCGAUUGCAUAAACAUCAGUCUGGAAUUUUAUUGAGUAAGCGCACGUCUAUUGCAAUUCAGAUGUCACAAAAUAAUUUAUGUUUAUUGAAUUCGUAGAAAAACAUUUAAAGCAGUAACUGAGUUUUAGUUAAGAGAUUUUUUCUUCCUCUCUCAUUUAUUCUCGAAAAACGGACGUUACAUUUGGAAAGUAAAACCUUGAGCAAAGGUUUUGAAAGAUAAUUUUAUUUAAUCAAGGCUUUUAAAAUUUAACGGCAUCUCUCAUUUUUAAGAUUGACGCAAAUUAUCGGGAUAACGGUAGAUGAAAAUUUCCUUUGGAGUUGCUGCGAGCUCAUUUUGAAACAACCUUACAUCAUAAAUUUCCUCUUCGAUUCGCCAAGCUUUAGCAAGUAGCGUUAUUUAGUUGUUGCAUCAACUCAUUACUUGUGAUAUUCGUGCUCGGUCAACACUCUUUUUGUUCUCGUUCUCAAUGUUUUGUUAAUUCUACACCAAAAACUAAUAAUUGCAAGGUGUUUGAAUACGUCCCCGUCAAAAGAGAAUUUGAAGCAACAAAAGUUUCCCUGUAUGAACGCGGUCUAAUGAAUCUUGCCUAAUAUCAGAAAAGAGAGAUUUCACGGCAUUGAAAGAAGUGAGUUAUACUAGUUUUGUGAGAUAUAACCAUACUCGCUGGCUGCGAAUCUUGCUCGAUAACUUUGUUAUUGCUUUCACAUGCAAAUUUUUUGUCAAGCGUGCAGAGCCCAAACAUAGCGAGCAGAGAAGUGGCGAAUCGAAGGCACCAAAAUUUUGAAACAAAAACCAUAUAAGUCUUAAUGUAUGUACACGCAUAGAUGUAUAUAUACGCCGGAAAAAAAUUGCAAUGUAUUUUAAUGUGUCUUUUAUUACUUUUUUUUAAUUUUUUGUUUAGCAAAUUUACUUGAAUUUUAACUUUUUCGUAAAUAACUCUCUUAGUUUUAAGGCUAUUCUGCUAAAAUUUUGCAAUUUUGAACUGUUUUUAACUAUAGCCUCAUCUUCCAAGAUCGAAUAAUUUUAGUAUAUGAUGUAAGGUUGAUUCUCAAUGAGCCUUAAGUAGCUCAAGGCACAUUUUCAAAUAUCGUUACCUCGAAAACUGAAGCCAAUCUGACAAAACGGCGAACACCAUUUAAUGAACAGAAUCCCAAUUAAGCACACUUCGCUAUCAAAUUUUCUCCAAAUAAAAUGCUUGAAAAUACAAGCAUAGUAUUUUCGGUUCAUCGAUAUUUCAAUACUUCUGCACUUUUCGUGCAGUCAAAGUGACUAAGUUGUCAUUGCCAGCGAAGCCAACAAUAAUGAAAAUUAAUUCGUAUUUGGAAAUUUGAGGGAAGCUCGGAACCAGAACAAUGAAUUCACCGUCAUUAAAUCAAAAGCCGAUGCCAUAAAAUACGACAAAAAUGAUAGAGAAGAUUGCGCCUUCCGAAUUCGCCGUGGCGUAAGAGUUCAUCAAUAAACAAACAAAAGGAAGGGAAAUUACUUGUUUGUGAAGAGGAAGAGUAGACGAAAGCAAUGGAUACCAAAAAAAGCAGGAAAUUAUACGCACGCACAUGCGUAUACUUUCUAGCCAUGGCGUCUUCCGCAUAAAAGAGCAAAAACUGCAUUUGAAGACUUUGUGUUCACUUGUGCUUUAACAAUUUAACACACGGCACGUCGUUUGCAUUAGUUUGAUUAGUUUAAAUCUCUCAAAUACUACCAAGCCAUACACUGACUUUUCACAAACAUGCAAUUUCUCAUAUUUUUGUUUGUUUUGUUCGUUUCUUUUGUAUUGCGAAGGGAGUCUGACGUGAGCUUAAAGUAACUGUUGUUUAAUAGCGCCACCUUUACUAUUCACUUCGCGUUGAUUAGACGACGCUGCAGUCGACGCAAUUGUUUUCUCUUACUUUCGGCUUCGGCUUUAUCACACGCCAUAGUCAGAUCACCGCUAUACGCGACAUGAGUGGCAAAGUGGUUCGCAGCAAUCGGUGCAGUCGUACUAGUUUUGAACCAAAAAUAUAUUUUACGCGUACUAGUAAAGAUUUUCCCAGCAGGGGUAGUCAAUGCGUAUUUGCAUUUGUAUAGUAUUAUCGACUCUGUAAAGUGUAUUCGCAAAAGUUUUAAUUGUAAAAUUGUAAAGACGUAGUAUGUAAGUUUGUCACCAAAUAUAGAUGCAUAAGUUUUAUAGUAAGUAUUAAUUAAUUUUUAAUACAUUUUUUUAGUACGUAUUUUUGCUUUACAAGACAUUAUGCAUGCAAGAAUUCUUUGUAUGCUAAUUUAAGCCAUGACCUUUUCGCAUACUCGCUUAUAUGUAUGUAUGUAUUAUAUAUGAAAAUUGAGAAAAAAUAGUUGAAAAUAAUUUAUAAAUAAAAAAACAUUACAAAAUCGA
Messenger RNA from Anastrepha ludens (Mexican fruit fly), 9823 nucleotides. RefSeq names its product phospholipid-transporting ATPase IF. Gene Ontology annotation, biological process: phospholipid translocation. Gene Ontology annotation, cellular component: trans-Golgi network; endoplasmic reticulum; plasma membrane. NCBI's taxonomy places the organism in Eukaryota, Metazoa, Arthropoda, Insecta, Diptera, Tephritidae. The record is from RefSeq and is a predicted model, not a curated record. The coding region runs from base 1449 to 5564 and encodes 1371 amino acids. Gene Ontology annotation, molecular function: ATPase-coupled intramembrane lipid carrier activity; ATP hydrolysis activity; magnesium ion binding. The transcript is spliced from 11 exons.